GCCACAGCCGAGUCUCCGCCGCUCACGCUGCCCGUGGCAGCUCCCGCGACUCCUGGAGGCUCCAGUAGCGGCGCCGUUCCCCUGCCCGCGCUUCUCCCGGAGGCACGGCGCGGGCACCUCCCGCCGCAGCGCAGUUCCCCUGCCGCUCGGGCUCCGGCCGUGGCACGGCUCAUGCCUCCGGGCGCGGAGCGCUCAGGUGGGCCGGCCGCCGCUGGGAGAUAGGCCCCCGGGGGCGGCGGCGGCUGGACCAUGGCCCGGAGACCCGGGGCGCCGGCCGCCUACGGGGAGGACUUCUCCUUCGUCAGUCCGCUGGUGAAAUACCUGCUGUUCUUCUUCAACAUGCUCUUCUGGGUGAUUUCCAUGGUGAUGGUUGCCGUGGGAGUCUACGCUCGGCUAAUGAAGCACGCAGAAGCAGCGCUGGCCUGCCUGGCCAUGGACCCUGCCAUCCUCCUGAUCGUGGUGGGCGUCCUCAUGUUCCUGCUCACCUUCUGCGGCUGCAUCGGCUCUCUCCGGGAGAACAUCUGCCUCCUGCAGACGUUCUCCCUCUGUCUCACCAUCGUGUUCCUGCUACAGCUGGCAGCCGGGGUCCUGGGCUUCGUCUUCUCAGACAAGGCGCGGGGGAAAGUGAGUGAGAUCAUCAAUAACGCCAUUGUGCACUACCGAGAUGACUUGGACCUGCAGAACCUCAUUGAUUUUGGCCAGAAGAAGUUCGGCUGCUGUGGAGGGAUUUCCUACAAGGACUGGUCCCUGAACAUGUACUUCAACUGUUCGGAAGACAACCCCAGCCGUGAGCGCUGCUCUGUGCCUUACUCCUGUUGCUUGCCUACCCCCAAUCAGGCAGUGAUCAACACCAUGUGUGGCCAAGGUAUGCAGGCCCUUGACUACCUGGAAGCUAGUAAAGUGAUCUACACCAAUGGCUGUAUUGACAGAUUGGUCAACUGGAUACACAGCAACCUCUUUGUACUUGGUGGUGUGGCACUGGGCCUGGCCAUCCCCCAGCUGGUGGGAAUCCUGCUGUCCAUGAUCCUCGUGAGUCAGAUCAAAGAUCAGAUCAAACUACAGCUCUACAACCAGCAGCACCGGGCUGACCCAUGGUACUGAGAAUCCAUCCUGCACCUCCUCGUUAGGGCAACAGGCGAGCCUCAUCAACCAACGGCAGUGGUUACAGCUCUCAGCACCAAAUGGAGAUUUGGGUUCCAGCCCCACAAGCGAAGGCCCAGUGGCAAGAAGCAAACUCCAGAUGCCAGAAGGCAGGGUACACAGGUGGCUCAAGUCUGGGAAGGAUGUCCUCCUCUCCCCAUCCUAGCUCUCAGCGUUGUUAUUUUGUAUUCUUUCUACCCUCCACCAUUUGGGUUUCUGUUCUUGUUUUGUCUGAGCAGAUAUGCUUGAGCAGCAGCUGUCGCACAGAGUUGUGGGGGCGACAGGCUUUCCACCGAAGCCCUGCAACUGACAGACCUGCUGGGGCUGCCACCUGCUGGAGCUGGCCGCACACACUCGCAUUCUGGCUGUUGCCAGUGCGCCCUGCCUGGAGUCCAACGGCUCCAUAAGGGAAGGGAGUGGAGCAGGCAAUGAGCGUGGGGGUCGGCUGGGGACAGUCGUAUGUGUUGGGGAGGAGUGGAAGGCCCUGUGUUUACUAACUGCCUGUGCUGCCAUCCUCCCAGGUAGUCAGAGUGAGCUACAUCCUGCCCCUCCCUCAUUUCCAUGGAAACGUGGCAGCAACUGCAAGGGGUACAACAAGCAGCCAAGUUCACCCCGUCUCCCCUCCUUUAAAAAAUGUCUGGAACCAUGGUCUCUAUCUUCUGCAGCCAGCAGAGGUGGGACUGAGCCAUACGUCCCCUUGAACUCCACCCCUGUAUGGCCCUCGCUCUCCAGUAAGUGGGUUUCUUUUUUUUAACCUUGGCAGUGUGCAGAGAAAGAGAGGUUACACCCCCCCUCCGCCCCCCAUUCCUCUGCACCAGAGCUCAGUAUUUCUACAGUGUAAGCGGGGAUCUUGCUGGGGCUGGGGGAGCCAGAAAUGGCAAUAAAAGUUUGUUGACCUGG
Molecule: messenger RNA, 2040 nt
Organism: Kogia breviceps (pygmy sperm whale)
Lineage: Eukaryota; Metazoa; Chordata; Mammalia; Artiodactyla; Physeteridae
Gene: TSPAN33
Product: tetraspanin 33
Cellular component (GO): plasma membrane
Source: RefSeq, a predicted model, not a curated record